UUUUUCUCUUUCCCCCAAUCUCUCCCUCUCUCUCACACACUCUCUCUCCCUCCUUCUCUCUCUCUGACUCUCUGAUACGCUGAGAGUGGAGAGGAGGGAUUUUAUUUGAAUGCUGAUCUGUUGCUGUUCGCAGGACUCUGAGUUUACUCUCUGUCUGGAGUGUGUGCUGGAUGAAAACAGCAGUGUGUGUUCACAGACUAUUGCAGGAGGAAAAGGAUGAGCAGCUCUUUAGAAAAGAAGCACUUAUUACAUGUUUGUAAUGGUGAAAACUGAACAGGACCUGCAUGGAAGUAUUCCCAGAGCACACUGUUGAUUACGAGUCUGGCGCAGUGGUGGGAACCGUAUGCAGUGGAGACUGAGAUGCAGGAAGAAGGAAAAACCACAUAUAUCCAAACAUCACUAUUUCAAACUUUUUUUCACUAUUAGGACAGAGUUUGUUCUUCUCAGUUUGCAUGGUUAGGACAUUGUGGCAGACGAGAACGACCAAAAGCAUUUGAGGAUCUAGAUCACCAUGGCUGGACAACGUUUCCUGCUACACAUUGCCCUCGCUGCUUUGCUUGGGUGGGCCUCGCAGGCCCAGGAUGAGACAACCACAGAGAUGGACAUGCAGCUGGCCAAUCAGACGACAGACUCCACAGUGACCUCGGUGACAGCAGAAGGAGCUGUGGUACUGAGCUCACCUGCAGGAGAGGUGGAAGAGGAAACCAUCCCGCCCAUGGGGACCCGUUGCCAGGGCUACUAUGAUGUGAUGGGCCAGUGGGAUCCACCCUUUAACUGCACCGCAGGCAUCUUCCUGUACUGCUGCGGCACCUGCUUCUACCGCUUCUGCUGCCAAUUCCGUCAGCAGCGGCUGGACCAGACCUCGUGCUCCAACUACGACACACCCAUCUGGGCCAACACAGGCAAACCAGUGGCCACCAUCACGGAGGGGCAGUCUGAUCACGAGCGGGACCGCACCCACAUGAUCGUCUACAUCAUCUGUGGUGUGGUGGCCAUCAUGGUCCUGGUGGGCAUCUUCACCAAGCUGGCCCUGGAAAAGAGCCGAGGGGGUCAAAAUGACCUCAGUAACUCCAGGACUCUGCAGGAGCUGCUGAAGCAGCCAGGUGGAGAGCUGACCCCUGUGGAUGGAGCCACUAGCAGCACCUCCCCUACCGGAGCCAAUGGUGUCUCAGCUAGGAUGCUCCGCAGCCGCAGUGAGCAGUACCACCUCAACAACAGCAACUUCUCCUCCUUUAGCCCCACAGUCGGGCUCCCUCAUCCCCAAAGCAAUAUCAGCCUGCCAGGCCUUGCACUCAACAAGUACACCUCACUGAAGGCAGUGGCAGACACAGCUGCAAGAAGUUAUUACAAGAGCUAUCCACUCAUGGACUUCUCUCAGUACCAAACACCGCCUGCAACUUUCCAGCCCAUUCCACUGCACCCCAAAGACAAGUCUUAUUUGCAUCAGGAAAAGUCCUACAUGCAUCAGGCACUGCCAUCCCAUGACAUCCACUCUCCCCUUUCCAUUUCAAUUCCCAGCAGCCACCUGGAGCGGACCCGCAUCCCGAAGACCACCACUCACCCUCUGCUCUCUGGAUCAGCCUUUAAAGCCUGGGACUCUGGGCCCAGGCACGUUCUCCAGCAGACCUCGCACCCCACUCACACUGGUCGUCGGCAGACCUAUGAUGAUGGCAGGAGGCAGUACAGCACGGAGAUGGUGCCUGAGCUUUUACCACAGCAUGUGACCUAUGGAGGACCUUCAUCAUACCAUUAUGCUCUCAAACAGAAGACCUACCAGACAAACAGCAAGACAGAAGUCACUGUCUGAGGGAAAAUGUUUUACAAGCAGCAGACCUGUAUUCAAAGACAUCCAAAUGGUGUGACUGUGGGCUUCUUUGAGAUUUAUGGUUUCGCUGAACUUCCAAACCCUGCUGCUUUGCUUUCCUUAGGGUUCUUCUGCCUUUGUCUGCUUAGUCCAUAUCUGGUCUGCAUGUCCACUACAGUAUGCUCCUCACAUAUACAUUGGGGAGCAUUCAUCCUAGAAUGCAGGAAUGGUCCCUAGGUCCUAGAGCACUGAGAUCCAACGUCCACCAACCAACACCAACAAACUAAAUGUUAACCUGGUGUACCAUACCUGUAUGCAUGAUUGGGAAUUUCUGUUCACAUUGAUUAAUUUGGUCAGUUCUAUUUCUGGAACAUUCUGAAGCAGGGGUGUUCAGUCCAGGUCUGGGAGAUCCAUCACCCUGCGGGGUUUUGCCACAACUGUAGCAUACCUACUCCAGGUGACGAAGGCCAUCAGGGACAUCUGACUAUCAGAGCCAGCUGUAUUGGAUCCAACCUCUCAAGGGUGGUCGAUCUCCAGGUCCAUGAGUGGACACCCCAUUCUAAAGCCAACAGCCAAAAGCUGUAGGUGUUUGUUAGAGGACGCUGGGCCGGUGUUCCAUGGCCUUAAGGCUACAUCAGCUCCACAAGGAGAAUGCCUCUAUCACAUCAGCCCUCCAUCUACCUCCACUGGCAAGGAGAGUGAAUGUGGAUCACCAUCCUGGCCAUCUUUACAUGAAAAUGAUUAAGAAGAAAAGCUACAGAAAGCGAAUAUGAUUCCUUAACCUGAGGCAGUAGGUAAUGUUGAGCGAAAAUGUCUACUCUAAUUCAAGGAUGUACUGAGGGAUGACCAAAGGGUCAUGUCCCCUGUGGAUUCAUACCACUGGGGGGUGUUAGCACAUCUUUUGGCCUUCCUGAGUGGGGUGGUCAGUGAAGGAUUGUGAAGUUCCAGAGGUUAGUAUUCCAGGUCACAUGAACUGUAGGUGAGAUCUUGUAAGAUCUCUAAUUAGUCCAUUUAAACUAUUAUUUUUGUAGGACCUGAAGCAUCCAAACCCUAACUUAACCCUAACUUAACCAGGGGACCAGCCAUAUGUCUGGAGAAGUGAAGUUUAUUUAUUUGCGUGCAGGCACCAGACACCUAGCCAGCCCAUAAGACACUGGACUGAUGCAGUUUUAUAGCAUGGACUGAUGCUCAACCUAUUCAUGACAAGUGACAGGUGUGACAGACAUGACCAUGUAGGGAUAAACAAGAAUAGACAGAAGAAUGUUCCAAAUACAGUCACAGUACAGACACACAGAAUACUGAAUAAAAUGACAUAUAACGCAACACUAAACACAUUACAGAGCAGUACAUUUCUACAGACUUCAGCCUUGUUUAUUCCAGAAAACGAACAUAAGACUAGUUAACAUGACAGAUGGAAAGGCACCCAGAGGUAAAUUGUUCAAAUGUUGCUCUUUAAUAACAUAGGAGACGUAAUGGUGUUCCUUCAAAAAUUCAUUAUGAGAAAAUAGCAUUAGACAAAAGGGAGACAUGAGAUCUAGAAGAAAUUAUAGAUGAGCGUAGCUGCAGAUGAAUAUGAAUGUUAAAGUCUUGACAAAUCUGAGCAUAAUGUGAGACUUUAUCUCUAUUAAAACUGAAGAGGAGACAGAUGUGAAAUUACUGAAGUUUUUUCUCAGGAGAAACAUCUGAACAGCAGGUGAAUUAAGCAAAAGACUCCUUUGUCUUUCCACACAGAGGUAGUAAGGAGAUCUCUUUUACAUUUUUUUUCCUAUAAAAAGAAAUCCUCAGGCUUGUCUAUGGAAUAUGAGAUCCAUAAGACUUUAACUUGAGUAGCUAAGUAAAAUUGGAUUGCCUUUGCUGCUGUCCAGACUUCUUUUCUAAUGAAAAAACAAUGCAGAAGUCACUAUACAAUACUUUCAUACAAUCCCCUUUUUUGUUCAAUUUUGAGACCUUUAAAUGAUUUUAAAGGUCCAAAAACACGGGGACAUGGUCUCACAAUUAAACCAGGCAAACCCAACCUUGUGGUUUGGACUUCAGUCAGUAAGUUUAGGAUUUCUGUCCUUUUCUCCAUCUUUCCUCAACUUCUCCAAACAGAAGGUAAAUGCAGCUGAGACUCAGUUGUGUUGUGCUGUUCCGAGCUAUUCUUUUAACUUCUCGGCAGAGCAGGACAGCUUAGGCAAGAAUGCUUAUUCAUUCAGCUAACGAUCCAGAGCAAUAAUCUGGAACUGUGAAAUCUCUUUCCCCGUACGUAUGAGAAUCUAGCUCGGAGAUUCCUCCUAGACCUCCAACAACUGUGACCUUCCAUCAUCUGCAAGGACAUUAGGGAGCAGAUGAUAAGCUGUGUUGCUUCAUUGUUACAUCUGACCCUAUGCAAAGGCAAAAUGGUGAACCUACCUGUGUUGAGCUUUCUGCAAGGUGAGAUCUUUUCUUCAUAACAAUGGAUCCUGAUUGUCUUCUCUUCUCAGCACCUGAAGACCAAGCACAACAAACACGACUGUUACCUCAGAAACAUUUGUUCCUCGGCACUUUUUACACCAGAAAGUAUUUGAGAAAUCAAAGCACAGGAAGACCUAAAAGUAAUACUGGCUGUGAGCUAAAAGAUUAGCCUUGUAUUAAUUUGUUAUAUUAAUGAGGUGUUGUCUAUAGUGACCAGUUAGCACUUGAACUGAAAUCAAGUUUUUGUGCUGUUAAAAAUAUGGUACAGCACUUGAAAUAGAGUCACAAACCAAACUGAACGCACCUCUUGGGCGAGACUCCCAAAUAAGAUGUUCCAUGAUCGAGGGGAUGAGGUUAGAGAUCAUUUAGGAACCUGCAUUUCAAGCCCAUUUUAUCUACAGCAAUACAAUACAUAAUGUUUUAUAUCUGAAGAUUUUAGUUUGCAGUAUUUGUACUACAGUAUUUGUAUGUUUGUAGUAUCGAAAACUGUGUGUAUUUUAAAGUGCUUCUGAUCGUCUCCAGUAUGGAACCAUGCAUUCAUUCAGAUCUGAUAACCCUGUGAACUUCACCUCUGUGCACUUUUGUUAUCUUAACAUUUCCACACAGCACUUACAUUUCAUUAUUCUACACACGUAUUUGUGUGGGGAGCACAUAACCAACAGAAAUUUGUUAAGCAACUUUGUAAGAGAUAUCUGUACAUGUAUUAAUAUAGUAAGUGUUGCGAUUUAAAGUAAUUAAUAUAUGUGUAUAUACCAUUAUUAUUCUACUGAACUUUUUAUUUAUAAAAGGGCUUUUCAGAACAAUUGGAAACAAAAAAGGAUAUGACUUUUUCUUUAAUGGGUAAAAAAAAAGCCUCCUGCCUGCAAAGUGGUCUGAUUUUUUUUCUCAAAUUAAUAUCUCAGGAUUGACUUUUAAGAUAAUCUUGAGAUAGUUAUGCUGAGAAAGAUUAUUUUGAGGUCAUUCUCGAAAUGUUUUCUUUGUAUAAGUUUCUCAGGACAAGUUUCUCAAGAUAUUUAUCUGAAGAUGUUUUUCUCGAGACAAUGUGAGGGAGAUACACCCACUGUGGACACUAGAUGGCAGCAAUAUGCUGUUCAGGGAGCACUGUUCCCUACAUCCUGGCCCUUGGUGUUUUGGAGUGUUCUGGUUAAAAGUGGCAUUAAAGUUUGAGGUUCAGCAAAUUCCUCUGAUUCCGAAACAUGCCACUUUUAAAACAAGCUUCAAAUGGCACUCUGAUAUAAUGACGUCUGCUGGUAAGCACUGAAACUGCAUCUUUGUGUUUUCUACUCACACCCUCUGGCUGGCAGGAGACUUUUUUAAAAGUAACCCCAAAGUAGAGUAACUGCAUUGAACGUUACUUGAAAUCUGGGCCUGUGUUCAUGAAGAUUCCUGAAAUAGCUGAUGUAGGAUCAGAUUCCUCUGUUAUUCACGACAAUCUAACAGGAUCAGAUUCUAGAUCAGCACUACUUCAGAGAAGCUUUAUGAAUACUGACCCAGCGUUUUAAGGAGGUAACAUGGAAGAUGGACUUUAGGGUUGGUUUCUUAGACAGGGAUUAAGCUUAGUCCUGGACUACACAGAAACCCCCACUGAAAGGAAUAUGUAGUCCAGGAUCAUCCAGGUAACCAAACCUCAAUGUUAGGUGCUGAAGCUUGCUAGUUGGUCACAGAAUGUCAUAUGAAGGGCGCCACACAAUGAACAAGAGAAUCAGUUUUCACAGACUUAAUAAAACGUCAGAUUCUCUGUUAGCUCCCUCUACAAAUUCCCUCUAGAAUAUUAAAGAGAAUAUAAUAGCUGAGCUGAGUGUGAGAGAAUGUCGACUUUUAAAAAAUAUCUGUUUGACAAAUAUACUAAUCAAGAUUAUAGAAGCAAAAGAUAUGAAGCAAAAAGUUUAGAUCCACUGACUUGUACAUUGAACACUGUUCUUAAAUGCUUUCCGAAUAAACCUAUUACAAAAGUUUCUGAAUUUCUCUGCAGAUUUUGUUCUGCUGCUGUUAAACUGUGUUGUUUGUGAGUGCAUCAGUGUUUCCAGCAGAAAUCCUGUGCCAUUCCUAUUUGCUGUUCCAGGUGACAGAAGACAGCAGAGCUAAAAUAUAGAAUCUCUGUUCAUUUUAGUGGCUUACAAACAGUGACGUAUUGCUACAGUGAGCCUAUUUAUGAAGGGGUUAUGCACAUUGAAAAUUUCGUGAACUUUAUCUCCCUCUCCUGGGCAAUUUGGGUAUUGCAGACAGAUUCACGGAUAGAAAA
Messenger RNA from Pygocentrus nattereri (red-bellied piranha), 6479 nucleotides. It is a transcript of the gene shisa8b, whose product is annotated as shisa family member 8b. Gene Ontology annotation, cellular component: postsynaptic membrane; dendritic spine membrane; AMPA glutamate receptor complex. Bases 512 to 1807 code for a protein of 431 amino acids. The transcript is spliced from 5 exons. Gene Ontology annotation, biological process: regulation of short-term neuronal synaptic plasticity; regulation of AMPA receptor activity. NCBI's taxonomy places the organism in Eukaryota, Metazoa, Chordata, Actinopteri, Characiformes, Serrasalmidae. The record is from RefSeq and is a predicted model, not a curated record.